Centropristis striata (black sea bass) is the source of this 964-nucleotide messenger RNA. Its product is annotated as Golgi apparatus membrane protein TVP23 homolog A-like. The transcript has 7 exons. Gene Ontology annotation, biological process: vesicle-mediated transport; protein secretion. Gene Ontology annotation, cellular component: Golgi membrane. Bases 128 to 733 code for a protein of 201 amino acids. Lineage: Eukaryota; Metazoa; Chordata; Actinopteri; Perciformes; Serranidae. The record is from RefSeq and is a predicted model, not a curated record.
AAUACAGCUUCCUGAUGUGGAUGUGAAAAUAGUGACUGGAGAGACAGUGUCGGUGUCGGUCUUAUUUCACUGCAACACCUGAUUUAUUCCAGCCCUGUAAUCCAGCUACGCUUUCCCGUAUUUGCAAAUGACGAUGGCGGAUGACACGGAGGAUGUUGAGCUGGACUUUACUGCUGACGAGCAGGAGAGGGCGCGGAGAAGUGCAGUCAUAAGACAUCCCCUUGCCUCCUUUUUCCACCUGUUCUUUCGGGUGGUUGCCAUUGUUACCUAUUUGCUCUGUGACUGGAUCAGCGAGAACUUUGCAUCAUGUUUUGUCCUGAUCAUCACUCUGCUCUCCUUUGACUUCUGGUCUGUCAAGAAUGUGACUGGCAGGCUGUUGGUCGGCCUGCGCUGGUGGAAUCAAAUCGACGAAGAUGGAAAGAGUCUCUGGGUGUUUGAGGCCAAAAAAGUAUCCCGCGGCAAUAACAUUGGGACAGAGGCAGAGGCAAGGAUAUUUUGGCUGGGUCUCAUCAUCUGUCCUCUUAUAUGGACAUUCUUCUUCUUCACCUCCCUCUUCUCCCUGAAGAUUAAAUGGCUGUCACUCGUGGUAGCUAGUAUUUCCCUCCAAGUGGCUAAUCUCUAUGGUUACCUACGCUGCAAGGCGCUGGGAGAGGACGGCCUGCCUGCAGACUCCCGCUCUUUCAUGGGACAGCACCUUCUGCAGCGUCCAGACAUCAUCUUUGGAAUACUAUGAAGAUUACCUCCUCCUGUACAGCCACUCUGCCGUGUUUCUGUGUGUGAUCGAGAGAGAAAAAAAGACAGAUGAGAGCUUCCUCCAAAGUUCCUACAAACUGUGUCUACUUGAAUGGCUGUUUGCCUCAUGCAUGCCUUAUGCUACUGACUGUUCACUUCACAUGUUGCCCAUGGAUCAGUCUGGCUAUUAUGUUAAUAAAAGAUAAGUGCAUUUUACUUUUUUUAAAAAUUA